CCGCCACUUUUGUCAAUUUCAUCAUCAUUCUCAAACCCGUGAACAUCUCAACUGCUGCGACAACAGCCACUCUCUCUUCCAUCCCCAAACAACUGCGAUCACGUAUCGAGUAACAGCAGUCAAAACCUCGAAAACUCACUCCAAAAGAAGAGAUAUAGAGCUCCCAACAUGUCUCUGGCGCAGCUUUCCCGCCUGCUGCCUCUCCCCGAGGAUGAGCUGAAGCAAAUGCUCGACUACGCAAACACAUUGUCGAAAUCCGAAGCCGCAAACCACUUCAACGACUUGCUAGGCGACUCCCCACAGGCUGUCGAAUUCAUAUCUUCCUUUAAUUCUCGACGACAAGAGAAGAAGACGCCGGCCCCAGCGCCCCAAUCCAGUUCCAUCAGCUCAAGUGCCCCUGAACCUGCACCAAGGACAUCACGAGGCCCCAAGAAGAAGAAGGCCAACAUACACACACCGGCUGCGAGGCAGAUAGACGCUGCGCCUCCUCCGGGGGCAAGCUACAAUAAAAAGUCGCAGGAGGAUGAGUGGUAUGGAGGGAAGAAGCCAGCUCAGGCUGCGGAGAGCAGUAGCAGCAGCAUCAGCACCGCCUUUCCACAAUUGGGGGCUCCGUCGUCGGGUUCCAAACAACCACCAAAGAGCGCAGCUCCCCCCCCACAGCAGCAAAGAACGGCCGGAGGCUACUUGAUCUCCGACGUCAAGGCCAAGCCCAAGUCGAACCCCGUGUCACGAUCCUCUACUCCCAAGCCUACGACGAAACCUACAAAGAUAUCGAUUGCCGGCGGUACGCCAAUGGCGGGUGCAUCCACGGCCCUCAAUGACCUGGAUGCUGCCAUUAGGUCCCUGGAGGUGACGACGAACCCGACAAUGGGCGACGACCCGAAAGCCAGGAGGUGCAAUUGUGUUGCUACACGGCACCCACUGCAAACGGCAGCGCCCAACUGCCAGUCAUGUGGCAAGGUCAUCUGUGUCAAGGAGGGUCUCGGGCCAUGCACAUUCUGUGGCACGCCUCUACUGUCAUCGGAGGAUGUUCAAGGAAUGAUACGGGAGCUCAAGUCCGAGCGAGGAAAGGAGCGCAUGGCUGCCGACAGAGAUGCUCACAAGCGCGCCGAGGUCAGCAAGAAGCCGGCGCCGUUUACCCAGCACAAGAUGUCCGAGGCGGAGGCCAAGGCAAAGGAGCACCGGGACAAGCUGUUGAACUUUCAGGCGCAGAACGCGCGGCGAACAACGGUCAGAGACGAGGCGGCUGACUUUGAUGUCAGCGGGGCCAUGGCUGGCAGCGGAGGCAAUAUCUGGUCGACGCCCGAGGACCGUGCCAGGGAGCUCAAGAGGCAGCAGAAGAUUCUCCGCGAGAUUGAGUGGAAUGCGAAGCCCGAGUACGAGAAGCGACGGCAGGUGGUCAGCAUUGACGUGGUGGGUGGGAAGGUGGUAAGAAAGAUGGCAGCUGUGGAACGGCCGACGACGCCGGACGAGGAGGAUGUUGCUGUGGAUGAAGAUGUGGACGAGAAUUACAGCCUCGCUAGCCAACGGCAGGGUGGACAGGGUGGACAGGGUGGUGGUGGUGGUGGCGGCGGUGCCUUCAGUCAGAAUCCUUUACUCGGAGGACUGAUCAAACCGGUGUGGGAUGCCAAGGGGAAGGGAGCACAGCUGGAGGGCCGCAAGGACAGAAAGACGCAGUGGAGGAGGGUACAGGACGACUUUGGGGAUAAUGAAGCGGUGAUAUUGGAUGGCGGGGCGCAUGGAUACUCGGCGACGGGUGAUGAGCCAGCGUGCGGUUGAGUUGUCUGUGGAGUGGUCGUGGAGCCAGGAGUGUGGAGGAUCCUCAACAUGUGGCAUGCUGGAUGGUUGGGUUAGAGUCUCUUAUAGAUGAGACAUGUCGCAUUCCUCGGGGAGUAAUGUGUUUAAAACAAAGCAUUGUCAAGCGGUGACGGAGGUGCAGUUGGUCGGUUGUAUACAUGACAUGGUUGGGGGAUCCGAUAGAACCCAUCUGCUCCGUAGUGAUAGAGAUAGAUCAUCCGUACGGAUACCAAUUAGAUGUCGAAUGCUCGGUUCACAUUUGGGCUUGGGCAAAAAACACUUGAUCUCCAGGGUAUCCGGUGGAUGGCCCAAUCACAAACAUAGACAAGGCCUGGAAUAGCAAGUUGAUGUUUGAUGAAGAGCAAACAUGAUGCUCCGGGAAUUCAGUUUGUUGU
Colletotrichum godetiae is the source of this 2192-nucleotide messenger RNA. RefSeq lists its product as uncharacterized. Gene Ontology annotation, biological process: positive regulation of DNA-templated transcription. Lineage: Eukaryota; Fungi; Ascomycota; Sordariomycetes; Glomerellales; Glomerellaceae. Gene Ontology annotation, molecular function: transcription coactivator activity; zinc ion binding. The coding region runs from base 169 to 1779 and encodes 536 amino acids. The transcript has a single exon. Gene Ontology annotation, cellular component: nucleus. The record is from RefSeq and is a predicted model, not a curated record.